Molecule: messenger RNA, 5748 nt
Organism: Mugil cephalus (flathead mullet)
Lineage: Eukaryota; Metazoa; Chordata; Actinopteri; Mugiliformes; Mugilidae
Gene: ankrd50l
Product: ankyrin repeat domain 50-like
Exons: 5
Coding region: 862-5079 (1405 amino acids)
Molecular function (GO): protein binding
Source: RefSeq, a predicted model, not a curated record
GUGAACCCAGACAGGCACAAAAGAAAUGAUGACUAAUUAAUCAUUUCAAACUAAGUCAGACGGCUCCGCUUUUUAAUGAUAACACCAACUUAUCUAGCAUAAUGUUUCUGUGCAUGCACACCUCAUGCAACACCUGUAGUUCGAGGUGUGCCCGGUGGUUGAACCUUGACCCCGAGUAACCCCUCCCACUUGUCGGCUGCAGAGUAGCUCACACUCACACGAGCCCUCCCCCUUUUCCCUCCUCCCCUCCACCUCCUCUCCUCUCGUCUCGCUCGCUGCAUGUCUUGACUUGUCUAGAAACACCAGGGGAGGGUGGAGACAAAAAAAAAAAGAAAAAAACAAAACAAGAAAAACCAGAGAGCAUGACAAGCUGAGAGAGAGAGAGAAGGAAGGAGGUGUGAGGUAUGAGCAGAGGGAAGACGGAGAGAGAGAGCCGAGAGGGAAGAAAGAACUGCACGUUAGAGCUCUGAACUGAAAAAAAGGAGGGAAGAAGGACUGUAGCUGUAAUUGGAACACAGAAGACGAGUCGGACGGGGAGCAGCACCACGGCCCCACGAGGAAGCGCGGCGAGCCUCGGUAACCAUGGCAUUUCAAGCCAUGCAGCGAAGACAGAUCAAGUUGAAUGAAGAAAUGAGAGAGGCGCUCCUCUAGCCCGACUUUCUGCAGACUUUCCUGUUGCAUCUCUAGUCCUCACAAAGGGCAGCAGGGGGGGGGAGGACAGCUGCUACGAUACCGCUCACCUGAUGCAACCCUUUCAGGAACUGACAGGGUGAGGAAAUACCCAGGCAUUGCCCGGGGCUAUCACGCACAAGCUGUGAAAUAAGUGGAGGAGCAUGGGACGUGGAGUUGAGUUCUCCCUGGAUGUCAGAUCUCCAGGAGCAAAUGAGUAGCAGCGGAUUCGCCUGUGGCUCCAGCUUGCUCCAGGGCCGGCGUUUUUACUGCCGGGAAUGGGCCCUGGACAAGCUGCGGCGCUGCCUGGAUGCCCGCUCUGUGCCCGGGCAGGCGCCGGGGCUGCUGGUGACGGGGGGCCCCGGAGCCGGGAAGACGGCUUUGUGCACCGAGGCGCUGUGGCCCACCUCAAAGGCAGGACUGGCGGUUGGACUGGCACGGCGAUGCCUGGCUUCCCACUUCUGCCAGAGGGAGGACCAGCGGAGUACGGUGCUGUGGAGGUUUGUCCUGGGCCUGGUGGAGCAGCUGAAGGCCUCCCCUCUCCUCUCUCCUGGGUAUGAGGAGAUCCUCAACAGCCCCUCUGUGUCCAAGGCUCUGGAGCCUCUCACCUGCCAAAGGGACCCUGACGACACCUUCAAAAGAGCAGUGCUGGGACCCCUGUUGGACCUUCCUCCUCCUGCCCAGACUCUAAUGUUGGUUGUAGACUCCCUGGAUGUGCAGUAUGGGCCACCGGGUGAAGGAGUUGAGAACAGCGGCUCUAUUGCAGAGCUCUUGGCUGCAAAUCAACACCUGCUGCCCAGCUGGCUGCUGCUGGUGUGCACCGUCCGCCGCCAAAACAAGGCGGUGUGCAAGAUGUUCUCAGGUUUUCGUAAGCUCUGCCUGGAUGAUUUGCGGAAGCCCCCGUCAGUCCGUGAUGUACAGCAGUACAUCCUUUGUCGGCUGGAUGAAGAUGGCGCGCUUCGCCGUCAGCUCACCCCCGACACGGCUGACAUGCUGAACCUGCUGCACAUCAAGAGCGGUGGCUGCUUUCUCUUCCUCGAGCGUGUCCUCGAUGGUGUUGCAGCUGCGCUGGUGGGUCUGCGGGAGAUCCGGGACAUCCCUGGGACUCUCAAUGGACUCUACCUGUGGUUGUGCCAGAGACUGUUCCCCCGUGGGCUCUUCUUCUACGUCAGGCCUCUACUCAAUGUUCUCUUGGCUGCCCCAAGUCCUCUCACACCCCAGGAACUUUUCACAGCAGCCUGGACCCAGGACACGUCACUCAACUUCCAGGACUUCCAGAACAAGCUUCGAACCUUAUCUCCUCUCCUGAUUGAUGGACCUGGGGGCACCAAACUACUUUUUCACUCCAGCUUUACCGAGUGGCUAACUGAUGUUAAGUACUGCACACAGAAGUAUCUGUGUAGCAGAACAGAAGGUCACAGCAUGCUGGCUAUGGCUCUGACUCUACAGGGAAGCCAUCUGGAUGUCGAGGACACUUGCCAGCUGGCCACACACUUAGUUUGCUCAGGUCAUCAUAAAGAUAAACCCUCAUUACUGGCAAUGUGGAUGUUGUUAGCAGACGUGCCCGCUCUUACUCCCAGCUGCAGUAGAGCCCUCUCAACAUCCUUAGCUCAGCUUCCCGUUUGGGUCAGUCAGGAUGUCCCUCAGCUGUUAAUGAGAAGUGGACUCGUCUCUCCAGAAUGUUUUCCAGACGCGGACCCAAGUGUUAGGUUGCAUUGCAUAGGUGAACAAAGAACAGAUUUACAACAUGCACUUGAAAGGGAGCUGUCAGUGAAGAAGCUCCUGGACAGUGGGGCUUCUGUGAAUCAGCGUGGCGCUGCAGAUGGACAGACUUUGCUUGCUAGAGCAGCCCACGAGGGCUCUGCAAAUGUAGUGAAAUUUCUCCUGUCACGUGGAUCCGAUCCAUUAAUAAGUGAUCACCAGGGUCAAACACCGCUGACUCUGGCUUCCAAGCAGGGUCACGUCAAAGUAUUGUCUCUGCUCCUGGAGUGGUCCAGCAGCCAGGACAAAGAAACUGCAUGGCAGAUGAUGGAGCACGUUGACAAUGAAGGCUGGACCGCUCUGCGCUCUGCUGCUUGGGGAGGACACAGCGAGGCCGUCCGGCUACUAUUGGACGCUGGAGCGGAUGUAGAUGGAUGUGACAGCGAGGGCCGGACCGCUCUCAGAGCUGCUGCAUGGGGGGGUCAUGAUGAAAUUGUCCUCACACUACUGGAGUACCAGGCGCAAGUUGACAAAGCCGACAGCAAGGGCCGCACACCUCUUAUUGCUGCUGCCUAUAUGGGACACCAUGAAUCUGUGGAGAUAUUGCUGGACCAUAAUGCAAAAGUUGAUUUAGCUGAUGGAGAUGGACGCACCGCUCUGUCGGUCGCCGCCCUCUGCGUCCCUACAGCUGCAGGCAUUAAAGGUUUUGGAGAGGUGGCAAGUCAGUUACUAGAACAUGGAGCAGAUCCAGGGCACAGAGAUCACGAUGGAAUGACACCGCUGCUCCUCGCAGCCUAUGAAGGCCACGAAGAGGUAGUAGAGCUUUUGUUAGAAGCUGGUGCUGAUGUUGAUGAAACCGCUGGCCCCGAUGGCAGUGUCACUGCUGCAGCCGCUGUUACUCCACUGCUGGCAUCGGCUGCAAUGGGCCACAUGACGACAGUGUCGCGACUGCUUUUCUGGGGCGCAGCUGUGGACGCCAUUGACUGUGAAGGGAGGACGGCGCUCUGCCUAGCAGCGGCUAGAGGCAGCGUGGAGGUUGUCCGUGCCUUGCUGGAUCGAGGCCUGGAUGAGAAUCAUAAGGACGACCUUGGCUGGACUCCACUGCACUCCGCUGCUUGUGAAGGCCACCGUGCUGUUUGUGCUGCUUUGACAGAACGAGGAAGCAUGGCACGUGUAGGAGAGAUGGACAUUGAAGGACGCACCCCUCUUAUACUGGCUGCCCAAGAAGGUCAUUGGAGCACUGUCAAACUAUUGUUAGACAGGCGUUCUCCUAUCGACCACAGGGCAUACGAUGGGCAUUCUGCAUUAGGUGCUGCUCUCCUUGAGGGCCAUGCAGAUGUUGCCGAGCUGCUUAUGAAGCGAGGGGCUGAUACCGACGUCCGAGAUGCAGAGGGACGUCCUCUGCUAUACCUCCUGGUGCUGGAAGGUCGCCUUGACAUGGCUACUCUCCUCACAGAGAAAGGGGGCGUGCCCCUGGAGUCUCGAGACUCUGAGGGCCGCACAGCACUUCACGUGGCCUCCUGGCAGGGAUGUGUGGAGAUUGUAAACCUACUGUUAAAACAUGGGGCAAACCCCAAUGCACAAGAUACAGAGGGUAGACCACCGCUGCAUUCAGUAGCUUGGACAGGACAUGCUAAAGUAGGACAUCGUCUCCUUGAGGCCAGUGGUGUCAAUAUAAAUCUAGCUUGCCACCAGGGGGCAACGGCUCUGAGCAUUGCUGCCCAGGAGGGACAUUCUAACAUUGUGGCAAUGCUUCUGGAAAGGGGGGCAAAUCCAAAUCACAUGGAUAAAUAUGGCCGUAGUCCAGUGAAAGUGGCUGGGAAGCACGGACACUUUAACAUAAUCAGACUCUUGGAGAGCUAUGGGGCCAAGCCUUACUUAGGGAUGUUGCCCAAGUCUAGUACCACAUCACCUGCGAAACCCAACAAGAGUCUGUCCUCAGUGAUUUCAGACUGUAAUGGAGAUGAAUUAACAGCUGCUACCUCCUCCUCUUCGGUUUCGUCUCCGGGCUCCACUGCAGAACGAUUCCACUCCAUGCAGAGCUCCCAGACCUCCUCUACCUGCCACUCACUUGCCACAGUGCAGACAGUUCCAGCUGACAGCCUCAGCUUUAUUCAGCAGAUCCAACAGCACUCUCUGCCUCGCAGUCGUAGCCGCCCCUCCACCCUUCCUCCACCGGGGAGCUCAGGCAUGGGCAGCCUGCACGGAAGUUGCCAGAGGCACCCCAACGGCAGCCCUCUGGCUACCGUUUGCGCAGUCACGGCCAUGGUGCACAACUGCGACCUGUCCCAGAAAGGCUUGUCGCCCGGACUUGAAUAUAAUGACAAAAUGAACAAGCAAAAUUCAAACUUGAUAAAAGCCGACAAGACCCCUUACACUGGUGGCAAAUGGCACUCAGUCAUGGCUUCACUUGGAAUAACACCAGGUCAAGACAGUCCCCUGGGUGCUAAAAACAGGGAGAACCCUCCUCUGGGCUAUCCUUAUAGAUUACAGAGCCCACUUCAAGGAGAGGACUGGGAUUCUGUACCCCAGAAGAACAUUUUGUCACCUGUUUGCUACAGUUUUUCCCCAGCUUGUAGUGCCUUGCCGGAGGAUGUUAUGGCCACUAUGACCACCACAGACCCACAGCUUCAUCUCAAACAGGCCAUCAAACUGCAGUUUGAGGGACCCACCAGUGCAGCCUUAUACAAGCGAGAGACACCCCUGUGACUGGUACUCUAGUGGAGUUGGACGUUUCUGGUUCGAAGAGGAAGAGGACGUUUACUCAGAUGACGUUCAAGUUCUUCAUCCUCGUCAGAAACCCAGAGGAAGAACAGAGUGAAUGACUUUAGAGCUCAUGGUUUCAGUUGCGUGUGCUGAGCAGAGCUCUCACAGGCACGAUCCUGCUGAUUUAUUUAAGGCGUAACGUUUAAUUGUGUUCAUUUUUAACUUGAUCCUUGAUAAGCAUCAGUGACGAAAAGGCAUUUUGUUUCGCUGUAAAAAAUCCCUUUCGGGGUGUAAACACUCUUUUAAGCUUGUGGCCUUGAUCUUUGUUGAAGCCUUUGAUAUUUAUUAUAUACCCGCCUCCAUCCCUGUAGCUGGUCCAUAGCUAACAACCAAAAUAGUCUGCAGAAAUGUUAGCCUACUGAAGCUUGACCCUGUGCAGGUUUAUGAUGCAGUGCAAACUAUAAAACACAGCCAAGUUUACUGAGUCAACUUGGCUCGCUCACAGUGUGUCUAUGAGCAAGCAGGAAGGAAAAUGAAAAUUGGACCAUAUAAACUGAGGGCGUAUAUGGGAGGAUUGGCCUAAAGAAAUGUCUAGUUUUUGAUCAUUUUUCAUUGUAUUAAUAUUUAAUUACAUUCAUUGAUUAAAAUGGCAAUCGGUGCUAUGAUAUUGUC